AUGCUUCCCAAGUACAUACAACAAUAUUCUGUCUAUAAAGACGAAUUAACAAUAUACGUAGCCCCAACUGGAAUAAUUCCGGUGAUGACCUUUCUUCGAGAUCAUACCGGAGCCCAAUUUAAGCAGGUGCAAGAUAUUUGCGGAGUGGAUUAUCCCUCGAGAUCAAAGCGUUUUGAAGUAGUCUAUAAUAUGUUGAGCCUUCGAUAUAACGCAAGAAUUCGUGUCAAAACUUACGCUGACGAGGUAUCACCUGUACCUUCAAUAGUCAACUUAUUUAGCGGCGCCAAUUGGUUUGAGAGGGAAGUGUAUGAUAUGUAUGGAGUAUUCUUCACUGAUCAUCCCGACCUAAGAAGAAUCCUGACAGAUUAUGGGUUCGAAGGACAUCCACUUAGAAAAGAUUUUCCGCUGACUGGAUUCGUCGAAGUGAGGUAUGAUGAAGAGAAAAAACGAGUUGUCGCCGAACCGUUAGAGUUGACUCAGGCAUUUAGAAACUUUGAAGGAGCCGCAUCUCCAUGGGAACAAACGGGUCCCGGACGUGACGAAAGGCCGGAUGCAUAUAAAACCGAAAACCUUCUCCCUAAACCGCAAGAAUCUGAAAAGAAAUGA
This is a messenger RNA of Acaulospora colombiana, 606 nucleotides long. The record is from the annotation of a GenBank genome assembly. Lineage: Eukaryota; Fungi; Glomeromycota; Glomeromycetes; Diversisporales; Acaulosporaceae.